This is a messenger RNA of Pochonia chlamydosporia 170, 5820 nucleotides long. Its product is annotated as 1,3-beta-glucan synthase component GLS2. Gene Ontology annotation, biological process: (1->3)-beta-D-glucan biosynthetic process; fungal-type cell wall polysaccharide biosynthetic process. The record is from RefSeq and is a predicted model, not a curated record. The coding region runs from base 1 to 5820 and encodes 1939 amino acids. Gene Ontology annotation, molecular function: 1,3-beta-D-glucan synthase activity. Lineage: Eukaryota; Fungi; Ascomycota; Sordariomycetes; Hypocreales; Clavicipitaceae. The transcript is spliced from 3 exons. Gene Ontology annotation, cellular component: 1,3-beta-D-glucan synthase complex; plasma membrane.
AUGUCGGGCUACCCAGGUGGUCACAACGACCACUAUGACGAUGGCUACGGCCAUCAAGGCGGCAACCCUCAUGGCAAUGCGGAUUCGUAUUAUCAAGAUGAUCAGUACUAUGAUAAUGGCUAUGAUGCCCGCGGCGGGGGUCAUGCAGGUCCAGCCGGAGAUGGGUAUUAUGAUGAAUCUGGCUACUAUAACGCCGACCCCAACAAUCCUUAUCAUCAGGACGGCGGCUACUACGAUGGGCAUGACCAGUAUCAAGACGAGUAUUACAACGGCCAGGGUGGCUACUAUGAACAGGAUUAUAACCAAGGCUACGGCGGCCCCUCUGGUCGCCACGGCUCUGAAGAAGACUCGGAGACAAUUAGCGACUUUACCAUGAGAUCGGAUAUGGCUCGUGCUGCUGAGAUGGAUUAUUAUGGCCGCGGAGACGAACGCUACAACAGUUAUGGAGAUGGCCAACGAGGCUAUCGACCCCCUUCGUCUCAAAUUUCGUAUGGGGGCAAUCGUUCCUCAGGUGCAUCGACCCCCAACUAUGGAAUGGACUAUGGCAAUGUGCUACCGGCUGGCCAACGCUCCAGAGAACCGUACCCUGCCUGGACAUCUGACGCUCAGAUUCCCUUGUCCAAGGAAGAGAUUGAGGAUAUCUUUUUAGACCUCACAGGAAAGUUCGGCUUCCAGCGAGAUAGCAUGAGGAACAUGUACGACCAUCUAAUGACUCUUCUCGACUCCCGUGCUUCUCGCAUGACGCCAAACCAGGCAUUACUCUCACUUCACGCCGAUUACAUCGGCGGCGACAACGCCAACUACCGUAAAUGGUAUUUUGCCGCUCAUCUGGAUUUAGAUGAUGCAGUUGGUUUCGCCAACAGCAAAACAAAAGGCCUACGUCGCAAGGCCAAGAGCAAGAAAAAGAAGAAUGCGGAAGAGAACGCCAACGAAGCCGACGCGCUCCAAGACCUAGAAGGCGAUGAUAGCUUGGAGGCCGCCGAAUUCCGUUGGAAGACUCGAAUGAACCGCAUGUCGCAACAUGAUCGCGUCCGACAGAUAGCGCUGUACCUCCUGUGUUGGGGCGAAGCUAAUCAAGUGCGAUUCAUGCCGGAGUGCCUGUGUUUCAUUUUCAAAUGUGCAGAUGAUUAUCUCAACUCACCGGCUUGUCAGGCACUUGUUGAACCUGUCGACGAGUUUACUUACUUAAACGAUGUCAUCACACCGCUCUAUCAGUACGUUCGGGACCAAGGAUAUGAGAUUCUUAAUGGUGUGUAUGUCCGCCGCGAACGCGACCACAAGCACAUCAUUGGGUACGACGACUGCAACCAGUUGUUUUGGUACCCAGAAGGCAUUGAGCGUAUUGUCCUGCAGGACAAAAGCAAGCUGGUGGAUGUCCCUCCUGCUGAGCGCUAUACAAAGCUUAAAGAAAUUAAUUGGAAGAAGUGUUUCUUUAAGACAUAUAAAGAGUCAAGAUCAUGGUUCCAUCUUCUCGUCAAUUUCAACCGAAUCUGGAUCAUCCAUCUUACCAUGUUUUGGUUUUACACAGCCCACAAUGCGCCAACGCUGCUCGUCGGCAGUGCCUACCAGCAGCAACUGAAUCAGCAACCAGCUGGAUCUAGGCAUCUCGCCGCCGUGUCUAUUGGCGGAGGCAUAGCCUCACUCAUUCAGGUUCUAGCAACUCUUGCUGAAUGGGCAUAUGUUCCUCGUCGAUGGGCCGGUGCGCAGCACCUGACGAAGCGGCUGCUCUUCUUGCUCCUCAUUUUCAUCAUCAAUGUUGCACCAGCUGCCAAAGUUCUUGUCUUUCCAACUAAGAUCAAAGAAGCAGGUGGCGUUGACGUUGACUACAUUAUCGGCAUUGUCAACUUCAUUGUGGCAGUGAUUACAUUUUUGUUCUUCUCAGUUAUGCCUUUGGGCGGAUUAUUUGGCAGUUACCUUACAAAGAACUCUCGGCAGUAUGUGGCCAGUCAAACAUUCACCGCCAGCUGGCCGCGAUUAAAGGGUAAUGACAUGGCGAUGUCUUUCGGUCUGUGGCUGACCGUGUUUGGAGCCAAGUUUGGGGAGUCAUAUGUAUAUCUCACUCUGUCCUUCCGAGAUGUCAUCCGCUACUUGGCAAUUUUUAAGCCUGUAUGUGUUGGUGACUCCAUAUUGAAGAAAGAGCUCUGCUCACGACACACGUAUAUUCUGCUGGGUCUAAUGGCUUUCACGGAUUUGAUCUUCUUCUUCCUGGAUACAUACCUCUUCUAUGUCCUUUUGAACACAAUUUUUUCUAUUGCCCGAUCUUUUUAUAUUGGUUCCUCCAUAUGGACGCCAUGGAGAAACAUAUUCUCGCGGCUACCUAAGCGCAUAUAUUCCAAAGUUUUAGCAACAACAGACAUGGAAAUUAAGUACAAGCCAAAAGUACUGAUUUCACAAGUCUGGAACGCUAUUGUUAUCUCAAUGUAUCGCGAGCAUCUAUUGGCAAUAGACCAUGUGCAAAAGCUCCUUUACCACCAGGUUCCCUCUGAACAGGAAGGAAAAAGAACACUACGAGCACCUACGUUCUUCGUCUCACAAGAAGACCAUUCCUUCAAGACUGAAUUCUUUCCAAGCCAAAGCGAAGCAGAGCGCCGAAUUUCGUUCUUUGCGCAAUCGCUUUCUACACCUAUUCCUGAACCUCUCCCUGUUGACAAUAUGCCGACCUUUACGGUAAUGAUCCCCCAUUACAGCGAGAAAAUUCUUCUGUCUCUGCGUGAAAUCAUUCGCGAGGAUGAGCCCUACUCGCGCGUCACACUAUUGGAGUACCUCAAGCAGCUGCAUCCACAUGAAUGGGAUUGUUUCGUCAAGGACACUAAGAUCCUGGCCGAUGAAACUGCGCAAAUGAAUGGUGAUCCGGAAAAGGAUGAAAAGGACACAGCCAAGAGCAAAAUUGACGACCUUCCCUUUUACUGUAUCGGGUUUAAAUCAUCAGCUCCAGAGUAUACACUGCGAACUCGUAUUUGGGCCUCCCUUCGGUCGCAGACACUAUAUCGCACUAUAUCGGGCUUUAUGAAUUAUAGCCGGGCCAUAAAACUUCUUUACCGGGUGGAAAACCCAGAGGUCGUGCAAAUGUUUGGCGGCAACUCGGACAAGCUUGAACGGGAACUAGAGCGAAUGGCCCGACGAAAAUUCAAAAUCGUCGUUUCUAUGCAGCGAUAUUCUAAAUUCAAGAAAGAGGAGAUGGAGAAUGCAGAAUUUCUUCUUCGUGCCUACCCGGAUCUUCAAAUUGCUUAUCUGGAUGAAGAGCCUCCGCUGGCCGAGGGCGACGAACCAAGACUUUACUCAGCGCUCGUCGAUGGUCACUCUGAAAUAAUGGAAAACGGAAUGCGGCGGCCGAAGUUCAGAAUUCAACUUUCGGGGAAUCCUGUGUUGGGUGAUGGUAAAUCUGAUAACCAAAACCACGCAUUGAUCUUCUACCGGGGUGAAUAUAUUCAGCUUAUCGAUGCCAACCAAGACAACUAUCUCGAAGAGUGCCUGAAGAUUCGCAGCGUUCUUGCCGAGUUCGAGGAAAUGAAAACAGACAACACUUCGCCAUAUACUCCUGGCGUCAAAAACGAAACCAAAACUCCCGUUGCUAUCCUUGGUGCCCGAGAGUACAUCUUCUCCGAAAAUAUUGGUAUUUUGGGAGAUGUUGCCGCCGGAAAGGAACAAACUUUUGGUACUUUGUUUGCCCGAACGUUGGCCCAGAUAGGAGGCAAGCUUCAUUAUGGCCAUCCCGACUUUCUCAACGGUAUCUUUAUGACAACGCGUGGCGGUGUGUCAAAAGCUCAAAAAGGUUUGCACUUAAACGAAGACAUCUUUGCCGGAAUGAACGCUAUCCUUCGUGGUGGACGCAUUAAGCACUGCGAGUACUACCAGUGCGGAAAAGGCCGUGAUCUUGGCUUUGGCUCGAUUUUGAAUUUCACAACCAAGAUUGGAACUGGAAUGGGCGAGCAAAUGCUCUCUCGCGAGUAUUACUAUCUGGGAACACAACUGCCACUGGAUAGAUUCCUCUCCUUCUACUACGCCCACCCUGGAUUCCACGUUAACAACAUGUUUAUUAUGCUCUCAGUGCAGCUUUUCAUGUUAUGUCUUGUUAAUUUUGGCGCCUUAAGACACGAGACGAUCGCUUGCGAAUAUAAUCCCGACAAACCCCCUACAGAUCCGCUAUUUCCUACCGGAUGUGCAAACACAGACGCAGUGAUGAACUGGGUGCAACGCAGUAUCUUCUCUAUUUUCUUCGUCUUCUUCCUCUCGUUCGUGCCUCUCAUUGUGCAAGAACUGACGGAGCGUGGCGUUUGGCGUGCUUUGGUUCGUUUCUUGAAGCAGUUCUUCUCACUGUCUCCAUUUUUCGAAGUGUUCGUUUGCCAGAUUUACGCGAACUCUGUGCAGCAGGACCUUUCGUUUGGUGGAGCUCGGUAUAUUGGUACAGGACGAGGUUUUGCUACCGCCCGCAUCCCGUUUGGCGUACUUUAUUCCCGUUUUGCUGGGCCGUCGAUCUACUUUGGCGCUAGAUUGUUGAUGAUGUUGCUCUUUGCCACUGUGACUGCCUGGCAAGCUGCACUAACAUAUUUCUGGAUCACGCUCUUAGGACUUACAAUUUCUCCCUUCUUGUACAAUCCACACCAAUUUGCAUGGAACGACUUCUUCAUUGACUAUCGCGACUUCCUCCGCUGGUUAUCGAGAGGUAAUUCCAGAAGCCAUGGCCAGUCUUGGAUUGCCUUUUGCCGGCUUUCGCGUACCAGGAUCACGGGAUACAAACGCAAGGCUCUCGGUGAAGCAUCAGCGAAGCUGUCAGCUGAUGUCCCACGCGCCGCCAUUGCUAAUAUUUUUUUCACUGAGAUUUUAACACCUUUACUGCAAGUUGUUUGGACAUUGAUACCCUAUCUGUACAUCAAUGCGCAGACAGGCGUUUCCGAAGAUAACAACAGCGAUAUUUCCGAUGCAAAGACGUUUACGCAACCAACUUCGUCGCUGAUACGCGUGCUUGCUAUUGCGUUGGCACCCAUUGGCAUCAAUGCUGGAGUCUUGGCGGCAAUGUUUGGAAUGGCCUGCUGUAUGGGCCCUCUACUUAGCAUGUGCUGCAAGAAAUUCGGAAGUGUGCUAGCGGCCAUUGCACACGCCCUUGCUGCCAUCUUCAUGCUCAUUAUGUUUGAGGGAAUGUUCUUUUUGGAAGGGUUAAAUUUUGCUCGGACCUUGGCCGGCAUGAUCGCCGUGAUUUCAAUCCAGCGAUUCGUUUUCAAGCUGAUUGUGGCGGUCGCUUUGACCCGAGAGAUGAAAACUGACCAAUCUAACAUUGCAUUCUGGACUGGCAAAUGGUACUCGAUGGGUUGGCAUUCACUGUCACAACCUGGCCGUGAGUUCUUGUGCAAAAUUACGGAGCUUAGUAUGUUUGCAGCGGAUUUCAUCCUUGGACACUGGCUGCUGUUUAUGAUGCUGCCGGUUAUCCUAGUUCCGCAGGUUGACAAGCUUCACUCAAUGAUGCUCUUCUGGCUGAAGCCGAGUCAGCAGAUUCGACCACCUAUCUAUUCCAUGAAGCAAUCUAAACUACGUCGCCGACGCGUAGUUCGAUAUGCCAUCCUUUACUUUGUUCUUCUCGUGGUGUUCGUGGCGCUUAUUGCCGGACCUGUUGUUCUUAAAAAAGUAGUUUUUAAGACCAAAGAUCUUCAGAAGUUUUACAAGCAACUUCAGUUCGGCGGCAUGGUGCUCAUGCAACCCAACUUCCUCAAGAACGAUAACACGCAAGCAAGUUCAGAAACUGGUACCGCCAAUCCAUCCUACACCUAUCCGUCAGGUUAUCGCCCUUCGACAGCCACCGGCGACUCGGCAACCUCAACACCAUAG